UUCAAGUCACUCCUAAUCACUGUCAACUUUCAACGGCCGUGAUUGAGAGCGUCCUGCGACCACAAAUGCUUACAUUCCCAUUGUUUAAAGGUCUGGAGGAUUGUCACACGCGCGCCUCAUGAAUCAAUGUUGGGAUUAUAUUUGAAGAUGAAGAAGUUUUUCUUUGGAUGAGCGUAAAGUGGAAUACUUUCCUUCACAAGGAAAUACUAAACUUCAUGUCUCUGGAAUUCAAGGAAUCGCAAGAAUUUGACAUUAUAAGGAACUUUUUCCUCACUUAAACAUGUUAACAGGAGAUGAUUACUCUGUCCAGGUCAAUCUGAGUGAUUAUCUGGAUAUACUGUGUCCCCACUACCCUGCCAGCCACCCGUCGACCGGUCCCGCUGAGACUCUUGCACUCUACCUGGUGGCUGAAGGCCAGUUCAGAGGCUGUGUGGAGACUAAAGAGGCCAUUAAGAGAUGGGAGUGUAACCAGCCGUACGCUCCCUACGGCCCUGUCAGAUUCUCUGAGAAGAUCCAGCGCUUCACACCCUUCUCCCUGGGCUUCGAAUUCCUGCCAGGACAUCAUUACUACUAUAGCUCACUAUCGACGGAUGAUGGACCCCCCCUCCCUUGUAUGAAGCUACGAGUCACCGUGUGCUGUCCGCCCACAACAGCCGGAUCAUCACGACGAGAAGCCACAGAGACAUCAGAGACAUCAGACCGCAACGCUUUUCAUCAUGUGACAGGCGGACAAAUUUCCCUACUCCUCAUUUUCCUUUCCUUGCUAUUUUUCCUGUAGGUCCUGCUCUUAAAUAACUUAAAAACAGACAAGUAAUAAAUUCCAGGAGAUAUUUUCUAUAUCUAGUUGCAUUACACUAAAUGCUAUUCAACCCUCCUAGGGUGGUGCUCUGAAUUAAAUACACACACACACACACACACACACACACACACACACACACACACACACACACACACACACACACACACACCCACACACAUUCUGGUUUCCAUGUUUUGUGGGGACAUUCCAUAGACGUAAUGCAUUUUAUACCGUACAAACUGUAUAUUCUAUUCCCCUAACCUACCCCAUUCCCUAACCCCAACCAUCACAGAGACCCUUCUACUACUUCACAUUUUCAAGAAACAUCAUUCUGUUUGAUUUAUAAGCUUGUUUCCUCAUGGGGACAUCAAAAUGUCCCCACAAGGUCACAAAAACACUGGUAUUCCUAUC
This is a messenger RNA of Misgurnus anguillicaudatus (oriental weatherfish), 1210 nucleotides long. The record is from RefSeq and is a predicted model, not a curated record. Lineage: Eukaryota; Metazoa; Chordata; Actinopteri; Cypriniformes; Cobitidae.